AGUGAACGGCGAUUGAACGACACACGUUCAGAGAGAGAGAGAGAAGCACCACUGCCUCUCCUCCACUCGAAUAGCCUACAUAUCUUGAGGCCUGGUUCCUAGUGCUCUCUGGACAGAAAACGCAUUACACCGCGGCAUUUUUUUUCAUAGAAUAACUAGGCUACUAUACGGAUACAUCCAAUAUAAAUUCACUUGAAGACGGAUUUAUUUUGGGCGCACAAACCCCGCGAAUAAACGGAAGAUGGCAGUGACUACCUGUACACGUUUUACGGACGAUUUCCAACUAUAUGAAGAACUCGGAAAGGGAGCAUUUUCAGUGGUGCGCCGCUGUGUCAAACUUUGUACCGGCCAGGAAUAUGCUGCCAAAAUCAUCAAUACCAAAAAGCUCUCAGCCAGAGAUCACCAGAAGCUGGAGCGGGAAGCCAGGAUCUGCAGAUUGCUCAAACACUCCAAUAUCGUUCGUCUCCAUGACAGCAUAUCAGAGGAGGGCUUCCACUACCUUCUGUUUGACUUAGUGACAGGUGGAGAGCUGUUUGAGGACAUUGUGGCCAGAGAGUACUACAGUGAAGCAGAUGCCAGUCACUGCAUCCAGCAGAUCCUGGAGGCUGUGUUACACUGUCACCAGUCGGGCGUGGUACACAGAGAUCUCAAGCCAGAGAACCUCCUGCUGGCCAGUAAGUGUAAGAAUGCUGCAGUGAAGCUGGCUGACUUUGGAUUGGCCAUCGAGGUGCAGGGAGACCAACAGGCAUGGUUCGGUUUUGCAGGUACCCCAGGCUACCUAUCUCCAGAGGUACUGAGGAAGGAGGCUUAUGGUAAACCUGUAGACAUCUGGGCUUGUGGUGUGAUCUUGUACAUCCUGCUAGUGGGGUAUCCUCCAUUUUGGGAUGAGGACCAACACAAACUCUAUCAGCAAAUUAAAGCAGGAGCUUAUGACUUUCCGUCUCCAGAAUGGGACUCAGUGACUCCAGAAGCCAAGAACCUGAUUAACCAGAUGUUGACCAUUAACCCUGCCAAGAGGAUCACUGCCCAGGAGGCCCUCAAACACCCAUGGGUCUCCCAACGCUCCACCGUGGCGUCCAUGAUGCACAGACAGGAGACAGUGGAGUGCCUGAAGAAGUUCAACGCCCGGAGGAAACUCAAGGGAGCCGUCCUAACUGCUAUGCUGGUGACGAGGAAUUUCUCUGGUAAAUUCGGUAGACAGUCUACAUCUCCUGCGUCAAUCACUACUGUUCCUGCAACUGCUGCUGGGAUAGUGGAGCAAGCCAAGAGUCUCCUCAACAAGAAGGCUGACGUCAAGCCUAACAGCACGAGAAACAGCACAGUCACCAGCCCCAAGGGAACCCCCUCUGCUGCACUGGAGCCUCAGACCACUGUUAUCCAUGUGGAUAGGAACAAGGAUUCAUCUGACAGCAACACCACUAUUGAGGAUGAGGAUGUGAAACUGCGAAAACAGGAGAUUAUCAAGAUCACUGAGCAGCUGAUUGAAGCUGUCAACAAUGGAGACUUUGAGGCCUAUGCGAAGAUCUGUGACCCAUGUCUGACGUCAUUUGAGCCAGAGGCCCUGGGGAACCUAGUGGAGGGCAUGGACUUCCACCGGUUCUACUUCGACAACCUCCUGUCUAAGAACAGUAAGCCCAUCCAUACCACAAUCCUCAACCCUCACGUCCACCUGAUUGGUGAAGACGCCGCCUGCAUCGCCUACAUACGCCUCACGCAAUUCGUCGACGGCACUGGCCGCCCAUGCUCCAGCCAAUCAGAGGAGACGAGGGUGUGGCAUCGCCGAGAGAGCAAGUGGCAGAAUGUUCACUUCCACUGCUCUGGAGCACCGGCCGCACCGCUGCAGCAGUGAACUGGUACACACACUCACUGUUACUAACACACACACUCAUUCAUUCACACGCACACCCACAGCUACACACACACCCACAGCUACACACACACACACACACACACACACACACUUCAGAGCUUGACAGUUAUUGUUUCCAGAGUUGCUGUUAAACCUAGAAUGUUUUUUUUUGAGAGAGAGAGAGAGAGAGAUAGAGAGAGACAGGAAAGGAGGAUGGAGAGAUAGAGAGAGACAGGAAAGGAGGAUGGAGAGAGAGAGAGAGAGAGAGAG
Molecule: messenger RNA, 2119 nt
Organism: Oncorhynchus gorbuscha (pink salmon)
Lineage: Eukaryota; Metazoa; Chordata; Actinopteri; Salmoniformes; Salmonidae
Gene: camk2b2
Product: calcium/calmodulin-dependent protein kinase type II subunit beta
Exons: 20
Coding region: 242-1849 (535 amino acids)
Biological process (GO): protein phosphorylation
Cellular component (GO): neuron projection; cytoplasm
Molecular function (GO): calmodulin binding; ATP binding; calcium/calmodulin-dependent protein kinase activity
Source: RefSeq, a predicted model, not a curated record